Elephantulus edwardii (Cape elephant shrew) is the source of this 10299-nucleotide messenger RNA. It is a transcript of the gene CSMD1, whose product is annotated as CUB and Sushi multiple domains 1. The record is from RefSeq and is a predicted model, not a curated record. The transcript has 68 exons. Lineage: Eukaryota; Metazoa; Chordata; Mammalia; Macroscelidea; Macroscelididae. Bases 1 to 10299 code for a protein of 3432 amino acids.
AUGCGUCAAAACUGUGGAGGCUUAGUACAAGGUCCAAAUGGCACCAUAGAGAGUCCAGGAUUCCCACAUGGUUACCCAAACUAUGCCAACUGCACCUGGAUAAUUAUCACGGGGGAACGCAAUAGGAUACAACUGUCAUUUCAUACUUUUGCUCUUGAAGAAGAUUUUGAUAUUUUAUCAGUUUAUGAUGGACAACCCCAACAAGGGAAUUUAAAAGUGAGAUUGUCUGGAUUUCAGCUUCCAUCCUCCAUAGUGAGCACAGGAUCCAUCCUCACCUUGUGGUUCACAACAGACUUUGCUGUCAGUGCCCAAGGUUUUAAAGCUCUGUAUGAAGCUGAGGGGGCUUGUGGAGGGACCUUGCGUGGAACAAGCAGUACCAUUUCCAGUCCUCACUUUCCUUCAGAAUAUGAGAACAAUGCUGACUGUACAUGGACCAUUCUGGCUGAACCAGGGGACACCAUUGCUUUAGUCUUUACUGACUUUCAACUAGAAGAAGGAUAUGAUUUCUUAGAGAUCAGUGGAACAGAAGCACCAUCAAUAUGGCUCACAGGCAUGAACCUUCCUUCUCCUGUUAUCAGCAGCAAGAACUGGUUACGACUCCAUUUCACAUCGGACAGCAACCAUCGACGCAAAGGAUUUAAUGCUCAGUUUCAAGUAAAAAAGGCAAUUGAGUUGAAGUCAAGAGGAGUCAAGAUGCUGCCCAGCAAGGACAGUAGCCAUAAAAAUUCAGUGUUGAGUCAAGGAGGUGUUGCUUUGGUCUCUGACAUGUGUCCAGAUCCUGGAAUUCCAGAAAAUGGCAGAAGAGCAGGCUCUGACUUCAGGGUUGGUGCAAAUGUCCAGUUCUCCUGUGAGGAUAAUUACGUGCUCCAGGGCUCCAAAAGCAUCACCUGUCAGAGGGUCACAGAGACACUUGCUGCUUGGAGCGACCACCGACCAAUCUGUCGAGCUAGAACAUGUGGAUCCAAUCUGCGUGGACCCAGUGGCAUCAUUACAUCUCCCAAUUAUCCAGUACAGUAUGAGGACAAUGCACACUGUGUUUGGGUUAUCACUACCACGGAUCCAGACAAGGUCAUCAAACUUGCCUUUGAAGAGUUUGAAUUGGAGAGAGGCUAUGACACCCUUACAGUAGGUGAUGCUGGGAAAGUAGGUGACACAAGGACUGUACUGUAUGUAUUGACAGGAUCCAGUGUUCCUGAUCUGAUUGUGAGUAUGAGCAACCAGAUGUGGUUACAUCUACAGUCUGAUGAUAGCAUUGGCUCACCUGGAUUUAAAGCUGUUUACCAAGAAAUUGAAAAGGGAGGAUGUGGAGACCCUGGAAUUCCUGCCUAUGGGAAACGGACAGGCAGCAGUUUUCUCCAUGGAGAUACACUCACCUUCGAAUGUCAGGCUGCCUUUGAGUUGGUCGGAGAGAGAGUUAUCACUUGUCAGCAGAACAAUCAGUGGUCUGGCAACAAGCCCAGUUGUGUAUUUUCCUGUUUCUUCAACUUUACUGCACCAUCAGGGAUUAUUCUCUCACCCAAUUAUCCAGAGGAAUAUGGUAACAACAUGAAUUGUGUUUGGUUAAUAAUAUCUGAGCCCGGAAGCAGAAUCCACCUAAUAUUUAAUGAUUUUGAUGUGGAACCUCAGUUUGACUUCCUUGCAGUCAAAGAUGAUGGAAUUUCUGACAUAACAGUUCUUGGAACUUUUUCUGGCAAUGAAGUGCCUUCCCAGCUGGCCAGUAGUGGACACAUAGUCCGCCUGGAAUUUCAGUCUGAUCACUCUACUACUGGCAGAGGGUUCAACAUCACUUACACAACAUUUGGCCAGAAUGAGUGCCAUGAUCCUGGCAUUCCCAUAAAUGGACGGCGUUUUGGUGAUAGGUUUCUACUCGGGAGCUCAGUUUCUUUCCAUUGUGAUGAUGGCUUUGUCAAAACCCAUGGUUCUGAAUCCAUCACCUGCAUUCUGCAGGAUGGAAAUGUUGUUUGGAGUUCUACUGUUCCCCGUUGUGAAGCACCAUGUGGUGGACACUUGACAGCUUCCAGUGGAGUUAUUUUGCCUCCAGGAUGGCCAGGAUAUUACAAAGAUUCUUUAAAUUGUGAAUGGAUAAUUGAAGCGAAACCAGGACACUCUAUUAAAAUAACUUUUGAUAGAUUUCAGACUGAAGUAAAUUAUGACACAUUAGAAGUCAGAGAUGGGCCAGCAAAUUCAUCUCCACUGAUUGGAGAGUACCAUGGUACACAAGCACCACAGUUCCUCAUAAGUACAGGGAAUUUCAUGUACCUACUUUUCACCACAGACAAUAGUCGCUCCAGUGUUGGCUUCCUCAUUCAUUAUGAAAGUGUGACUUUAGAGUCAGAUUCUUGCCUUGAUCCUGGAAUUCCUGUGAAUGGUCGUCGUCAUGGCAAUAAUUUUGGCAUCAGAUCUACAGUGACUUUCAGCUGUGAUCCAGGAUAUACACUAAGUGAUGAUGAACCCCUUAUCUGUGAGAGGAAUCAUCAGUGGAACCAUGCAUUGCCUAGUUGUGAUGCCCUCUGUGGAGGCUACAUCCAUGGGAAGAGUGGAACAGUCCUUUCUCCUGGCUUUCCAGAUUUUUACCCAAAUUCUCUGAAUUGUACAUGGACCAUUGAAGUUUCUCAUGGGAAGGGAGUUCAGAUGAUCUUUCACACUUUUCACCUUGAGAGUUCCCAUGACUAUUUACUGAUCACAGAGGAUGGGAGUUUUACAGAGCCUGUAGCCAGGCUUACGGGCUCUGUGUUGCCCCAUACUAUUAAGGCAGGUUUGUUUGGAAACUUCACUGCUCAACUUCGGUUUAUAUCAGACUUUUCAAUUUCCUACGAAGGUUUCAACAUUACAUUUUCAGAAUACGAUUUAGAGCCCUGUGAUGACCCUGGUGUCCCCGCAUUCAGCCGAAGAAUUGGUUUCCAUUUUGGAGUAGGGGACUCUCUGACUUUCUCCUGCUUCCCAGGAUAUCGCCUAGAAGGUGCAACCAAGCUUACCUGCCUGGGUGGAGGCCGUCGUGUGUGGAGUGCACCUCUGCCAAGGUGUGUGGCUGAAUGUGGAGCAAGUGUCAAAGGAAAUGAAGGAACACUACUGUCUCCAAAUUUCCCAUCAAAUUAUGAUAAUAAUCAUGAAUGUAUCUAUAAAAUAGAAACAGAAGCUGGCAAGGGGAUCCAUCUCAGAGCCCGAAGUUUUCAGCUCUUUGAAGGAGAUACGCUGAAGGUAUAUGAUGGAAAAGACAGUUCUUCUCGUCCCCUGGGAGCCUUCACAAAAAAUGAACUUUUGGGACUGAUCUUGAAUAGCACUUCUAACCACUUGUGGCUAGAAUUCAAUACCAAUGGAUCUGACACGGACCAAGGUUUUCAACUGACUUAUACUAGUUUUGAUCUAGUAAAAUGUGAAGAUCCAGGCAUCCCUAACUAUGGAUAUAAGAUUAGAGAUGAAGGCCACUUCACUGACACAGUGGUUCUAUACAGUUGUAAUCCAGGAUAUGCCAUGCAUGGCAGCAGCACGCUCACCUGCCUGAGUGGAGACCGAAGGGUCUGGGAUAAACCACUGCCAUCUUGCAUAGCGGAAUGUGGUGGUCGGAUCCAUGUUGCCACUUCAGGGCGUAUAUUGUCCCCUGGUUACCCAGCUCCUUACGACAAUAAUCUUCACUGCACUUGGAUUAUAGAAGCAGACCCAGGAAAGACCAUUAGCCUCCAUUUCAUUGUUUUUGACACUGAGAUGGCUCAUGAUAUCCUCAAGGUCUGGGAUGGUCCGGUAGAUAGCAACAUCUUGCUAAAGGAGUGGAGUGGCUCAGCUUUACCUGAAGACAUCCAUAGCACCUUCAACUCUCUCACGCUGCAAUUUGACAGUGAUUUUUUCAUCAGCAAGUCAGGCUUCUCCAUUCAGUUCUCAACAACAAUUGCAUCAACGUGCAAUGACCUAGGCAUGCCACAGAAUGGUACUCGUUAUGGAGACAGCAGGGAACCGGGAGACACCAUCACAUUCCAGUGUGACCCUGGGUACCAGCUCCAAGGGCAAGCGAAAAUCACCUGUGUCCAGUUGAAUAACCGAUUCUUUUGGCAACCAGAUCCUCCUACAUGCAUAGCUGCAUGUGGAGGGAAUCUUACUGGUCCAGCAGGUGUUAUUUUAUCACCUAACUACCCACAACCAUAUCCUCCUGGGAAAGAAUGUGACUGGAGAAUAAAAGUGAACCCAGACUUUGUCAUUGCCUUGAUAUUCAAAAGUUUCAAUAUGGAACCUAGCUAUGAUUUCUUACAUAUCUAUGAAGGAGAGGAUUCAAACAGCCCUCUCAUUGGAAGUUAUCAAGGCUCUCAAGCUCCAGAAAGAAUAGAAAGUAGUGGAAAUAGUCUUUUUCUUGCUUUUCGGAGUGAUGCAUCAGUGGGCUUGUCAGGAUUCGCCAUUGAAUUCAAAGAGAAACCACGUGAAGCAUGCUUUGAUCCUGGGAACAUAAUGAAUGGAACAAGAAUUGGAACAGACUUCAAGCUGGGCUCAACAAUUACUUACCAGUGUGAUUCUGGAUAUAAGAUUGUUGAUCCUUCAUCCAUCACAUGUGUGAUUGGUACAGAUGGAAAACCAGCCUGGAACAGAGUUUUACCCUCCUGUAAUGCUCCCUGUGGAGGGCAGUACACUGGAUCUGAAGGGGUUGUUUUGUCACCAAAUUACCCUCACAAUUACACAGCUGGUCAAAUAUGCCUCUACUCCAUAACUGUACCGAAGGAAUUUGUGGUGUUUGGACAGUUUGCAUAUUUUCAGACAGCACUGAAUGACUUGGCAGAGCUUUUUGAUGGAACUCAUCCACAGACCAGACUUCUCAGCUCACUCUCUGGGUCUCAUUCAGGGGAAACACUACCUUUGGCUACAUCUAAUCAAAUUCUGCUCAGAUUUAGUGCAAAAAGUGGUGCAUCUGCCAGAGGGUUCCAUUUUGUUUACCAAGCUGUUCCUCGGACCAGUGACACUCAGUGCAGUUCUGUCCCUGAGCCCAGAUAUGGAAGGAGAAUUGGUUCUGAAUUUUCAGCAGGUUCGAUUGUUCGGUUUGAAUGUAAUCCAGGAUAUCUACUUCAAGGUUCCACGGCUAUCCGCUGUCAGUCUGUGCCAAAUGCUUUAGCUCAGUGGAAUGACACCAUACCAAGCUGUGUAGUUCCCUGCAGUGGCAAUUUCACUCAGCGAAGAGGUACAAUCCUAUCCCCUGGUUACCCUGAACCAUAUGGUAACAACUUAAACUGUAUAUGGAAAAUCAUAGUCACAGAAGGAUCUGGAAUUCAGAUUCAAGUGAUCAGCUUUGCUACAGAACAGAACUGGGAUUCUCUUGAGAUUUAUGACGGUGGUGAUAUGACUGCACCGAGACUAGGAAGUUUUUCAGGUACUACUGUGCCAGCAUUGCUAAACAGCACUUCCAAUCAACUCUACUUACAUUUUCAAUCUGAUAUUAGUGUGGCAGCUGCUGGCUUUCAUCUGGAAUAUAAAACUGUAGGUCUUGCUGCAUGCCAAGAACCGACUCUUCCUAGCAAUGGUAUCAAAAUUGGAGAUCGAUACAUGGUGAAUGAUGUUCUCUCCUUCCAGUGUGAGCCAGGGUAUACAUUACAGGGUCGUUCCCACAUUUCUUGUAUGCCAGGAACUGUUCGUCGUUGGAACUAUCCAUCUCCCCUUUGCAUUGGUGCACAUAUUCAAUUUCUGAAUUUUUCAACUGAAGCUAAUCAUGACUACCUUGAAAUUCAAAAUGGACCAUAUCACACCAGCCCGAUGAUUGGACAGUUUAGUGGCAUGGAUCUUCCCUCAACAUUGCUGAGUACAACACAUGAAACACUCAUCCAUUUUUACAGUGAUCACUCACAAAACCGGCAGGGAUUUAAACUUGCAUAUCAAGCCUAUGAAUUACAGAACUGCCCAGAUCCUCCACCAUUUCAAAAUGGAUAUAUGAUCAACUCAGAUUACAGUGUGGGACAAUCAAUAUCUUUUGAGUGCUAUCCAGGAUACAUUUUAAUAGGUCAUUCUGUCCUCACUUGUCAGCAUGGAAUCAAUAGAAACUGGAACUAUCCUUUUCCAAGAUGUGAUGCUCCUUGUGGAUAUAAUGUCACAUCUCAGAAUGGCACCAUUUAUUCCCCUGGAUUUCCAGAUGAAUAUCCAAUUUUGAAAGACUGCAUUUGGCUUAUCACUGUGCCUCAGGGUCAUGGAGUUUACAUCAAUUUCACUUUACUACAGACUGAAGCUGUUAAUGACUACAUUGCUGUUUGGGACGGUCCUGACCAGAACUCCCCUCAACUAGGAGUGUUCAGUGGGAAUACAGCCCUUGAAACAGCUUAUAGCUCAACCAAUCAAGUCCUGCUCAAAUUUCACAGUGACUUCUCAAAUGGAGGUUUCUUUGUUCUCAAUUUUCAUGCAUUUCAGCUCAAGAAAUGUCAGCCUCCUCCAUCUGUGCCAUUGGCAGAAAUAGUAACUGAGGAUGAGGAAUUUGAAAUAGGAGAUUUUGUGAAGUACCAGUGCCACCCGGGGUACACAUUAUCAGGGACAGACACGCUGACCUGCAAGUUAAGUUCUCAGUUGCAGUUUGAAGGCUCUUUGCCAACAUGUGAAGCUCAAUGCCCAGCAAAUGAAGUCCGCACGGAAUCAUCUGGAGUCAUCCUCAGUCCAGGAUAUCCAGGCAACUAUUUUAACUCCCAGACUUGCUCUUGGAGUAUUAAAGUGGAAGCAAACUAUAACAUUACCAUCUUUGUGGAUACAUUUCAAAGUGAAAAGCAAUUUGAUGCAUUAGAAGUAUUUGAUGGUUCUUCAGGACAAAGUCCUCUGUUAGUAAUCUUAAGUGGGAACCACACUGAACAAUCAAAUUUCACAAGCAGGAGUAAUCAGUUGUAUCUCCGUUGGUCCACUGAUCAUGCAACCAGUAAAAAAGGUUUCAAGAUACGUUAUGCAGCUCCUUAUUGCAGUUUGACUCACACCUUGAAGAAUGGUGGUAUUGUAAAUCGGACUGCAGGAACAGUUGGAAGUAAAGUGCACUAUUUUUGCAAGCCUGGGUAUCGGAUGAUUGGCCACAACAAUGCAACUUGUAUACGCAAUCCAGUUGGCAUGUAUCAAUGGGAUUCCCUCACUCCACUCUGCCAGGCUGUGUCCUGUGGAAUUCCAGAAUCCCCAGGAAAUGGUUCAUUUACUGGUAAUGAGUUCACUUUGGAUAGUAAAUUGAUAUAUGAAUGUAAUGAGGGCUUUCAGCUUGAAUCUAGUCAACACGCAACAGCAGUAUGUCAAGAAGAUGGAUUUUGGAGUAACAAAGGGAAACCACCUACUUGUAAACCCAUUACUUGUCCUAGUAUCGAAGCUCAACUCUCAGAACAUGUCAUCUGGAGAUUGGUUUCGGGAUCUUUGAAUGAAUAUGGAGCUCAAGUAGUGCUGAGCUGCAGUCCUGGUUAUUACUUGGAUGGGAGGAGGCUCGUCCAGUGCCAAGCUAAUGGAACGUGGACCAUAGAAGAGAGGCCAAGUUGUAAUGUUAUUUCAUGUGGAAGUCUGUCUUUUCCUCCAAAUGGUAACAAGAUUGGAACAUUGACCGUUUAUGGAGCCACGGCCAUAUUUACAUGUAACACAGGUUAUACGCUUGUGGGUUCUCAUGUCAGAGAAUGCUUAGCAAAUGGACUCUGGAGUGGAACUGAGACACGAUGUCUGGCUGGCCAUUGCGGCUCUCCUGAUCCAAUUGUGAAUGGCCAUAUCAGUGGAGAUGGCUUCAGUUACAGAGACACGGUGGUUUAUCAAUGUAAUCCUGGUUUCCGACUUGUUGGAACUUCAGUUAGGAUAUGCUUGCAAGACCACAAGUGGUCUGGACAAACUCCAGUUUGUGUCCCCAUUACAUGUGGUCAUCCUGGAAACCCUGCCCAUGGAUUCACUAAUGGCAGUGAGUUCAACCUGAAUGAUGUCGUGAAUUUUACUUGCAACACUGGCUAUUUGCUGCAGGGUGCAUCUCGAGCCCAGUGUCGAAGCAACGGUCAAUGGAGUAGUUCUUUGCCUACUUGUCGAGUGGUGAACUGUUCUGAUCCAGGCUUUGUGGAAAAUGCUAUUCGUCAUGGGCAACAGAAUUUCCCUGAGAGUUUUGAAUAUGGAAUCAGUGUCAUGUAUCAUUGCAAGAAAGGAUUUUACUUGUUGGGAUCAUCUGCCUUAACCUGCAUGUCAAAUGGCUUAUGGGAUCGUUCUUUACCCAAGUGUUUGGCUAUAUCAUGUGGUCAUCCUGGUGUACCUGCAAAUGCUAUUCUUACUGGAGAACUGUUUACAUAUGGAUCCAUAGUUUACUACUCAUGCAAAGGAAGCCGAAAUCUUAUAGGCAAUAAUUCUAGAGUUUGCCAAGAAGAUAGUCACUGGAGUGGAACACUACCCCACUGUUCAGGAAUUAAUCCUGGAUUUUGUGGUGAUCCAGGGACCCCAGCACAUGGGUCUAGGCUUGGGGAUGAAUUUAAGACCAAAAGUCUUCUCCGUUUUUCCUGUGAAAUGGGUUACCAGUUAAGGGGAUCUCCUGAGCGAACAUGCUUGCUUAAUGGAUCAUGGUCAGGCCUGCAACCUGUGUGUGAAGCUGUGUCCUGUGGCAAUCCUGGCACGCCCACCAAUGGCAUGAUCCUCAGUAGUGAUGGGAUACUCUUCUCCAGCUCAGUCAUCUAUGCUUGUUGGGAAGGGUAUAAGACAUCAGGGCUGAUGACUCGGCACUGCACAGCCAAUGGGACCUGGACUGGAACAGCCCCUGAUUGCACAAUUAUAAGUUGUGGUGAUCCAGGUACAUUGGCAAAUGGGAUUCAGUUUGGGACUGAUUUCACCUUCAAUAAGACUGUUAGUUAUCAGUGUAAUCCUGGCUACCUUAUGGAACCUGUUACUUCAUCCACAAUUCGUUGUACUAAAGAUAGUACAUGGAAUCAGAGUAAACCCAUCUGCAAAGCUGUGAUGUGCAGUCAGCCACCUCAAGUGCAGCAUGGAAAAGUGGAGGGGACAGAUUUCCACUGGGGCUCCAGUAUAAGUUACAGUUGUGUGGAUGGCUACCAGCUCUCUCUCUCAGCCAUUCUCUCCUGUGAAGGUCGUGGGGUGUGGAAAGGAGAGAUUCCUCAGUGUCUGCCUGUAUUCUGUGGAGAUCCUGGCACUCCUGCAGAGGGAAGGCUUAUUGGGAAAACUUUCACCUAUAAAUCUGAAGUCUUCUUCCAGUGUAAAUCUCCAUUUAUACUGGUGGGAUCCUCCAAAAGAAUCUGCCAAGCUGAUGGCACAUGGAGUGGCAUACAGCCCACCUGUAUAGAUCCUGCUCAUAAUGCCUGCCCAGAUCCUGGUACCCCACACUUUGGAAUACAGAAUAGCUCUAGAGGAUAUGAGGUUGGAAGCACAGUAUUUUUCAGGUGCAGAAAAGGUUACCAUAUUCAAGGUUCAACAACUAGAACUUGCCUUGCAAAUUUAACAUGGAGUGGAAUACAGACCGAAUGUAUACCUCAUGCUUGCAGACAGCCAGAAACCCCAGCCCAUGCGGAUGUGAGAGCAAUAGAUCUUCCUACUUUUGGUUACACCUUAGUGUACACUUGUCAUCCAGGAUUUUUCCUUGCGGGUGGAUCUGAACACAGGACGUGCAAAGCAGAUAUGAAAUGGACAGGGAAAUCACCUGUUUGUAAAAGUAAAGGAGUGAGAGAAGUUAAUGAAACAGUUACUAAAACUCCAGUUCCUUCAGAUGUAUUUUUCAUCAAUUCCGUGUGGAAGGGAUAUUAUGAAUAUUUAGGGAAAAGGCAACCUGCAACUUUAACUGUUGACUGGUUCAAUGCAACAAGUAGUAAAGUGAAUGCGACCUUCAUUGAAGGCUCUCAGGUGGAGCUGAAGUUGACAGGUGUUUACAAGAAAGAGGAAGCCCAUUUACUCUUGAAAGCUUUUCAAAUUAAAGUUCCAGUAGAUAUUUUUGUUAACAAGUUUGAAAAUGACAAUUGGGGACUAGAUGGUUAUGUAUCAUCAGGACUUGAGAGAGGAGGAUUUACUUUUCAGGGUGAUAUACAUGGAAAAGACUUUGGAAAAUUCAAACUAGAAAGACAAGAUCCCAUAAACUCUGAUCAUGAUUCUUCAAAUCCUUACCUUGGCACUAGCAGCGGUUCUGUCGCAGCAGCCAUUCUGGUUCCAUUUUUUGCUCUAAUUUUAUCAGGGUUUGCAUUUUACCUCUACAAACACAGAACAAGACCAAAAGUUCAGUACAAUGGCUAUGCUGGACAUGAAAACAGUAAUGGACAAGCUUCAUUUGAAAACCCCAUGUAUGAUACAAACUUAAAACCCACAGAAGCAAAGGCUGUGAGGUUUGACACAACUCUGAACACAGUUUGUACAGUGGUAUAG